This is a messenger RNA of Gavialis gangeticus (Gharial), 3132 nucleotides long. RefSeq names its product toll-like receptor 2 type-2. The coding region runs from base 472 to 2742 and encodes 756 amino acids. Gene Ontology annotation, cellular component: membrane. The transcript is spliced from 3 exons. The record is from RefSeq and is a predicted model, not a curated record. Gene Ontology annotation, molecular function: transmembrane signaling receptor activity; protein binding; triacyl lipopeptide binding. Gene Ontology annotation, biological process: immune response; toll-like receptor signaling pathway; inflammatory response. Lineage: Eukaryota; Metazoa; Chordata; Crocodylia; Gavialidae.
GAACCAGGAAGUUCAGGAAGAGAAAUAAGUGAAACUUGCUCCUCUGUUUUUCAAAUCACAGUCUUGCAUACCAAAGACUGCAGAAAGUUUAGCUGAUCACAAGCUAGUCCUGAGUUGGGGAGGGUAAGAAAAUGUGAAACAGAAAUAAGUUGAAAAUAGAUAAUUUUGUUUCUGUUGAGAAUUUGAGCCUACGGCUGAGCAGGUCAGAUUAAAAUUUAGGCAAGCUAAGAUGCAUGCUGAGGACCCAGCUCCAUGAGUCAGGAAAUGAUGUCAGGCUUUCUGUCUUCAGUUAAAAAAAUAUUUUGUUCCUGUCUCUAAUGAUUGUGAGGAAAAGUUGCGGAGCCUGGCAGAAGAGACAAGUGCAACAGUCUGCCUCACCUGGCAUGCCUCUCCAAGUCUGUGCGUGCAAGCUCUCAAGCAAAUGCAUUCCAGGCUCUAGGAUAAGAUGUUGAAAAAAUUAAACCAAGCAGGAUGACAGAAAACAUUUGGAGAAUCUGGAUCAUCUACACAGUCAUAGCUGCAAAGGUUUCAGAAGAAAGAGCUGUGAAGCAGGUUUGUCCUUCAUGUGAUGCUGCUCAUUUUUGUGACUGUUCUUUCUUGGGGCUGAACACCAUUCCUUCGGGGCUAACAAGUGAAAUCACAGGACUAAACCUGGCCCACAACAAGAUAAAACAUAUCAGUGAAAAUGACCUGAGGUCAGGCUUGAACCUCCGAGUGCUGUUGCUGCAAUCAAAUCAAAUUUGGACAAUAGAUGAGAAUUCAUUUCACUCCCUUGGAAAACUGGAGCAUUUGGAUUUAUCCAAUAAUAACAUGACUCGCUUGUCACCGACUUGGUUCAGGGGCUUUGUUUCCUUACAGCACCUGGACAUACGGGGUAAUUUCUAUGCAGAACUGGGAGAAGGGUACCUGUUUUCUAAUCUUAAAAAUCUGAGAAAUCUGUACCUUGGGAAUAAAGAUCGCUUCCUUGCUAUACGGCAGCAGGACUUUGAAGGAAUUACUGUUCUUGAGCAACUUGAAAUUCAGGGGGAAAAGCUCCACUGGUAUGAGCAGGGAAGUUUGAAAUCCAUUAGGAACAUAAAUCACAUAAUCAUAAACGUAAGAAACAUUUCUGUGCUGUCAGCAAUUCUGGGGGAUCUUGUAAAUUCUGUAACCUGCUUAGAACUGAGAAAUAUAGCCUUCAGGACAGAUAAUGAAACUAUGUUACUGAAUAUCAUGAUUCCUUCUGUUAUGAAGAAACUUCGAUUUAAAAAUGUUUUGCUUACAGAUCAAAGCAUACCUAGUAUAAUGGGCAUCAUGGUGAACAUGAGGCAAUUGGUAGAGCUGGAGGCAGAAGACUGUACAUUGCAGGGGACUGGACAAUGGUCUGAACAAAUUCCUGCAGACAAACCAAACCCUGUUAAAGUAGUGACAAUAAGGAACUUAUCCAUCGAAAAAUUUUAUUUAUUUACAGACCUUAAUAGUAUGUUAAAUCUUAUAGGUAACCUUACGAAAGUCAUUGUUGGCAAUGCUAAGGUCUUCUUGGUUCCUUGCUUCAUUUCACAACAUUUGCAUUCACUGGAGUAUCUUGACCUUAGUGACAACUUGCUUUCAGAUCCCGCUUUGAAGUAUUCAGCAUGUAAGGGCGCUUGGCCUGUUUUGAACACUUUAAAUUUAAGUCAGAAUUCUCUAAGUGAUAUAAAGAUGACUGGAAAAAGUUUAGCUCACCUACAGAAACUAGCACAACUAGACAUUAGCCAGAAUAAUUUUGGGCAGAUGCCAGAAGUAUGUGAAUGGCCAGAAAACCUGAAGUAUUUAAAUCUAUCAGGCACUCAAAUCCCCAAGCUAACAGGUUGCAUUCCUCCAACUCUUGAAGUUUUGGAUGUUAGUAGCAACAACCUGAUUGAAUUUAGAAUAGAGCUCCCACUCCUCCGAGAGCUAUACAUUGCCCAAAACAAAUUAAAGGCCUUACCAGAUGCUACACUCCUUCCUGCUGUAGCAGCUCUGACAAUCACAAGAAACAAGUUAAACAGUUUCUCCAAGGAAGAAUAUGAAUCCUUUAAGAACAUGAAGAGGCUGGAGGCUGGGGACAAUAAUUUCAUCUGCUCUUGUGAAUUUCUCUCCUUCAUUCAGUAUGAGGUAGGAAUAGCCAAUGUGUUGGCUGACUGGCCAGAAAACUACAUUUGUGACUCUCCAUCUGCUGUGAGAGGGAAACAGGUGGAAGCUGCUCAUCUUUCGCUGAUGGAAUGCCACCAAACACUGGUGGUGUCCUUAACCUGUGUUCUGCUGCUCCUUCUCAUCCUGCUCAUUGUGAUUGUGGGGUACAAGCUGCAUGCAUUCUGGUAUAUGAAAAUGACCUGGGCUUGGCUUCAAGCCAAAAGGAAGCCACAGAAAGUGCAAACAAAGGACGUCUGUUAUGAUGCUUUUGUUUCCUACAGUGAGAGAGACUCUGAGUGGGUUGAAGAGUUAAUGGUACAGGAACUGGAGCAGGCCAACCCCCCUCUGAGACUGUGUCUUCACAAACGGGAUUUUGUGCCUGGGAAGUGGAUCAUUGAUAACAUCAUUGACUCCAUUGAGAAGAGUCAUAAGACAUUGUUUGUGCUGUCAGAGCACUUUGUGCAGAGCGAGUGGUGCAAGUAUGAGCUGGACUUCUCCCACUUUCGCCUCUUUGAUGAGAACAAUGAUACAACCUACCUGGAAUGGCCUCUUGAGGAAGUGCAGCAGCAAGUAUUUUGGAGUACGUUAAAAGAGGCCUUAAUGUCAUAGGAAAAGUAAUUUAAGACCUCUAUAGUAGCACUCCUGCACUGGCCUUCUACCUAGAAUAUGGGGCAGGCCUUUUUCCUGAUAAGGGUUUGUUUAUUGUUAUUCCGUGAAGAGAAUUUGCCUGUACGUUAAACUAGUUAUAGUUUUGUUAAAUGGAAUAUACCAGCUGAGACUAUAUGACUGGCAGAUAAAUUCUUCUGUCAUCUGCAUUUUCUGUUAAUAACUGUGAUGUAGGUAAGGUGGCUAUGUCUUUAGUAAUACUUUCAGGAAUAAUUUUUUGCUUAAUUCAGGUAUCUUUCUGUAGCUAUGUCUACCCCCUUUGCUGAACUAUUUCAAAACAAAUGUUACUGGUCUUCUCUCUCUUAUAAAAGAAAUAAAGCCAACAUGCUGAAA